UAGCAGUGGCAGGUUGUUGAGUUGUAGUAAUCUGUGGUAGUAAUAACCUAAAAAAUGCACGUGUGAUUGUAGUGGAUCUCAAAAUUGUUUAAAAUUUUAAUUCAAUGACAGAAGUCUCGAAGUUCUAGUUUGUGUUUGUCGCGAGUUAAUUAAAACUAGUAUUUAUUUGAUAAAAAUAAGUACUUACAUUAGCAUUUAAGAAUACAAAGUUUUUUUAGAAGCAGUUACCAUACCAAAAUGCCUUCUCAAACCAAAGAUGUACAGUCACCUGCAGAAAAUAAGUUAUUGCCAGAAAUUGACGAUGGCAAAGUUAAGAUGAAGAAGCAUAUGGGGCUAUUAGAAGGAGUUGCUAUUAUUUUAGGAAUUAUAUUUGGCUCUGGUAUAUUUAUUUCACCAAAGGGUAUAAUUCAAGAAGUCGAUUCUAUCGGAUUUUCGUUGGUGGUGUGGGUAUUAUGUGGACUUCUAUCUAUGAUAGGUGCUCUUUGUUAUGCUGAACUCGGAACAUCGAUUCCAAAGUCUGGAGGUGAUUAUGCAUACAUAAACGAGGCAUUUGGUCCAUUACCCUCUUUCUUAUAUCUGUGGGCAGCUAAUAUCAUUUUCGUGCCCACAACGAAUGCUAUAAUGGGUUUAACGUUCGCCAAAUACGUCAUACAACCUUUUUUCCCACAGUGUGAUAUGCCUGACAUUGGCGUCAGGCUAGUUGCAGCAGCCGUCAUAUGUGCUCUAUCGUUUCUGAACGGUUACAACGUGAAGGCAACGAUAAAAUUGCAGAACGUCUUUAUGUUCUGCAAAAUCGCAGCAUUGGUGGGUGUUAUACUUAUCGGGGUUGUUUGGAUGUCUUUGGGUAAUAUGGAUAAUUUUAAGAAUUCUUUUGAGGGGACAACCACUAAUCCGGGCAAAAUCGCAAAGGCUUUUUAUUCUGGCAUAUUUUCAUAUUCAGGGUGGAAUUAUCUCAAUUUUAUGACGGAAGAAUUGAAGAAUCCGUUUGUUAAUUUACCGCGCGCUAUCUACAUCUCAUUGCCGUUGGUUACUGGCAUUUACGUGUUGGCAAAUAUGGCAUAUUUAUCAGUAUUAAGUCCAGAUGCGAUGGUAUCGUCGGAUGCUAUUGCGGUGACUUUUGGCAACGCUGUGUUGGGAAAAUUUGCAUGGAUCCUCCCCAUAAUGGUAGCUAUAUCAGCUUUCGGAGGCCUAAGUGUACAUAUCAUGACCGCCUCAAGAAUGAUGUAUGUCGGCGCAAGAGACGGACAUUUUCCAGUUGCCUUGGCCCAUUUAAACAUCAACAGGCUAACCCCAGCUCCUAGCCUCGCCUUUCUUUGCUUCUUGUCUCUACUUAUGUUGAGCACGAGCGACAUCCACCUGUUGAUCCAAUACUGCUCGAUCGUGGAGUCCUUCUUCGUUACGUUGUCGGUAUCAGGUCUCUUGUAUUUGAGGUGGAAGAACCCCAAAAUGAUAAGACCCAUUCGAAUUAAUAUAUUCGUACCUAUACUGUUCGUUGUGUUGUGUCUCUUCCUCCUAUUUCUUCCACUUGUCGAGUCUCCUUUGAUCGUGUUGGGCGGCCUGCUCAUUACCCUCUCGGGGAUACCGUUCUACUAUUUCGGAGUGAUUUGGAAGACCAAGCCAGAAACAUUCCAGAGUUUUAUGAGAAAAAUAACGCUAAUUAGUCAAAAAGUGUUCAUUGCUGCCCAUGAAGAUGAAUAAUAUUUUAUUGUUGUGAUUGUACUUAAUUAUCGGACCAGAGUAUUGUUUUAAAUUAUUGUAUUUAUAUUGAAAAAAUUUGACAAAAAUUUUAAAUUUAAUUUAUUCAAAAUGCUAGGCUUUAAAAAGAUUUCAAGUUAUGUUGUUUAUUGGCAGUAUUGAUAUCUGGCAUAUACAGGGUGUCCCUGAAAAGAAUAGACAACGCUUGACCACAGGUUCCUUGGA
Anoplophora glabripennis (Asian longhorned beetle) is the source of this 1920-nucleotide messenger RNA. It is a transcript of the gene gb, whose product is annotated as Y+L amino acid transporter 2. The coding region runs from base 238 to 1698 and encodes 486 amino acids. The record is from RefSeq and is a predicted model, not a curated record. Lineage: Eukaryota; Metazoa; Arthropoda; Insecta; Coleoptera; Cerambycidae. Gene Ontology annotation, biological process: amino acid transmembrane transport. Gene Ontology annotation, molecular function: L-amino acid transmembrane transporter activity. Gene Ontology annotation, cellular component: membrane. The transcript has 10 exons.